UGCCAAUAUGGCGACGCUAGUGUUAUGAGAUGACAACAUCGUAGUUUGUGUCCUAUUUAUCGUUAUUUCGAUGUUAAAAUCAAUAGUAAUUAUCUACCUCAAGCGUUCAAAGAAAUUUGGUAAUUAUAAUGGUAAUCGUUUUGAUAUGAUACGUGUUUUGACGAUUGAUUACGCGUCAUAAAAUUGGUGAGGAAAUAGUACUUCGCUCCUGUAAAAAUGGCGGGUGUGUUAUCUUGAACUGUGUUUUUAUUCCCGUCAGGGAAAGUCAAAGAAUGAUUGUAUAGUGGUCGUAAGAUAAAUCGAGUUGUGUGCGUCAUAAAGUUAGCCGCUAGGAGUCGGCAUGCGUUGCGUGCUGUGCUGUUUUGACAUUUGGAGACGUGAUUGAUUUGAGAGUGCAGGUGUCAUCGCUUUUGAUGAAAUUAUCAGUAUGUCGCGCUGGGGCAGAGGCCGAAGCGGCAGUGUGGCCGUGCCGUUGGAUAGUGCCCUGUUUAGAGAGAACAGCAAUUGCCCGACAGCAGCUCGUUCCGCGGGCACCGUCGGCAAGUGGGGCAUUACCAGCUUUACGUCAAUCAGAAGUGCUCCCUACGCAUUUGGGAACAAUGUUGUUAAGAAGCCAGUUCAAGAUCAAAAUAGUCCACUGACAGUGCCAGCUGUUGAAACAGAGCAGCCACCACCAAAGCCGAAGAAAUUCUUCAAGUCUCGAAAUGCUGAACUGUACCCACCAGUCCCAACUAUCACUUACGCCCCACCGGUUCCCGCAGCACCAUUGUCACCAGAACAUUCAUCUAACAGUCGGGAGAAGAAAACAAACAAGCGAAGUAGAGUGUACAACAGAGAUUCAUCAUCUCCAGAGUUACCUCGGCGUUCCGAUAAGACAAAAGCUAAGAAAGGUUCAGUUGCAACUAAAGCUUCUAGAAAGGAGGAUGCAGGAGGACCGGGUGAAAAUACCCAACCACCAAACAAGAGGUACCUGGUUAGAAAUCGUGAUAAAGUGAUAAAUUAUGCAGAAGAUGGUAGUAACAGUCCUAUUCCAGAUUUUAGUAGUUAUGAUCGACCCCUGCCAUCUGCUAAAAUUGCAUCACCAAAAACAAGUCCUUUGGUAGCAAGCCCUACACCUGCAAAAGUUGAUGUUGCAAGUCCUUCCACUAGUAAAGAUACUAGUGAGGAACGUAAACCACCUCCAAUAGUACUCAGAAUAUCUAAAGGAACAUCAAGAAUUGUUAGCACUGAUUCAAAUGAAGGUUUUACAUCACCCAGUUCUGACAGACACUCCUCUAUGGAUACACAUUCUGACAUUGGGUCAGAUCAUAAAAAGAGUCCUUCAGUGGAAACAAUAUGUUCACCUAAGCAUGAAGGUCUUAAAAUUACAAUCAAGUGUUCAGGGCUCAAUCAAGAAAGCAAAAAAGAAAAGAAGAAGGAGAAGAAAGAACACAAGUCUCACAAGCGCCAUCACAAAAGUUCAGAUGAUGAACCUUUGAAGAAACCGGCUUCCCCUGUACCAGGCUCUGAUGCAUAUGAUUUAUACAAGACUCUGGCAUCUCCCGUUCGUGACGAACCUAAAACAAAACAGCUUCCAGUUGAUGAUAUUGAAUCACAAUUGGCAAAAUUGGAUUCUGGCCCAGCCACCAAGUCACCUAGACUUGAAGUUCAACCAAAAGAACUCCCACCAGAGCCAAAGCCUCCUGAAAGCACUUCAGGUAGAGCAAGAAGAAACAGACCCAACAUUAAUUACAGUGAAAAUGAUGAUUAUUUGGAUGCCAUUACUUCUCGUGUUGCUACUAAACAGGGGACUAAAACGGUAAGUGACAUUAAAAAGGAAGGCAGAAAGGGAAGGAAGAAACAUGAAGCGGCAAUAGCUGAAGCUGCCGCUGCAUCUGCAGAAGAACAUAAUGAAGUGGAUGUAGAAAAGGAAUCUCAAGUGGACAAGAGUGACCUGAUUAACAUCUUGUCUGGUGGAGAUAACAAACCUCAAGAAACUCACAAAAAACCACAUAAAAAGCAGAAGCACAAACAUUCACAUAGUAAACACUCCAGUCCUGAUCAUGCCUCGCAGACAAGUCAAGAGACAGUUCAAGACAAUGAAGAUCAAGAUGACAUUGAUAACAAUGACCAUCAGGACGCUCCACAAGAUGAUUAUCAGACAGAGAGUAGUUCACAAGAGGCUCCAUUAGAGGAAAACCCAACACAUAUGCAACAAAACACACAUUCUUCCGAUUCAGCUUACAACAGUUGUCCUAAUGAAUACUCUGAAGAGGAGCUGAAUAAACAGCCAGAUGAUGUGUUUAAGUCUCCUCAUGGUGUGGGUGAGCCUGAUGAUCAGAUGGAUGACAAGCCAAGUGUCAAGUUGGUGAUCACCAAGAAGAAAGGUUCAAUAUUCAAGAGUAAAUCUCUGGUAAAUGACAAUCCUUCACCGCUGCCAGCAAGGAAAAGACGCCAUCUCUACAGACAUGAAUGGGCUAAUGAUAAAGGAAAUGAGACACCCAGGCCAGAGCAGCAGGAGACAGCUGAAGUGAGGAAUCCCGUGAGCAAAGUGCCUGAAGAGCUGACUCGAGUUACAAAAUACCGAGCACCUGACCUGGUGGUGGAUGGACCUGAGACUACAGAGGCUGUCAAACCUUACACCAGUGUCAGAUGUGCUAAGGAAGCUAAAGAGUACUACACAGUGGUCAGAAAUGUGAAGAAAGCACAUCAGAUACAAGAAAUUGGUGAAUUCCAGGAGUUCAACGAUGAUGUGGAAUAUCUCCUGGAUGCUUUACAGGACAACAACCCGAUCUCGACGCGUUGCCUCUCGGCCAUCACGCUGGCGAGCAAGUGCACCGCGCCCGCGUUCCGCAUGCACCUGCGCGCGCACGGCACUGUGCAGAAGUUCUUCAGUGCGCUACACGACGCUACCAACGAUCAGAGCCUCGGCCUGUGCACGGCGACGGUGAUGUUCGUGCUGUCGCAGGACCGGCUCAACAUGGACCUGGACCGCGAAUCGCUCGAACUCAUGUUGAACCUACUGGAAUCCGACGUUUCACACAAAAAUGCGCUGGACGACUGUGGACUCACAUCAGCUCAACUAACGAAGACACAGGAGAGGGUUCGGGAGCUCUGUGCCGAAAUCAAGAGCCAAGGGAAAGCUACGCAUUUAGAUUUGGACAAUAUCACCGUGGGCCACCUAGCCAUGGAGACCCUGCUGUCGCUGACGUCGAAGCGCGCGGGCGAGUGGUUCAAGGAGGAGCUGCGCGUGCUGGGCGGCGUGGACCACAUCGUGCGCACCAUCCAGGACUGCGCCGCGCGCCUCACGCCGCCCGCCGCGCCCGACCACCCCGCCGACUGGGCCGACCACCACCUCGACCUGCUGAGGAAGGCCGACCGCUGCAUGCGCGUGCUCGAGAAUGUGACGCAGCAGAACGAGGACAACUGCAUGUACCUGCUGCGCUCGCCGCUGGCGGCGGCGCGCACGCUGUGCUGGCUGCUGCGGCGCUGCGCCGGCGCCGCGCGCGCCGCGCUGGCGCCCGCGCGCCGCGCCGCGCACGUGGACGCCGCGCUGCCCGCCAUCAAGGUGCUCGUCAACCUCUCGCACGCCUUCGGGACCGCUGCCGCAGGUUCACUUGGUGCUAAGAUAAUAGGAGAACAACCUUCAGUGAUGGAGAUCUGUCUCAUCAUACUCAACAACCAAGGGAACUUCAUACCUGACGAUAGAAAUUUCGAAUUUAGUGUUUGCGUACUGAUGCUGCUGAUCAACCUGGUCCAAAACAACGACGUGAACACGUCCCGCCUGUGCGCGGCGCGCGUGCGCGUGGACAAUGACGACGACAUCAUCUCGCGCAGCCUGCCUGCGCUCGACCUCAUCGUCGACCUCUUCUACAAGCGGGAGGACCUCGCCAGGCGGGCUGAGGAGAACACAGACGCUCUGCUGGACGGAGAGAAGGACAAGGAUAAGAAGAAACAGUCUCAGGAUGAUAUCGACGAAACUGUUGCUAAAUUGCUGGCCCGCGCCGGCACGCACAUGGAGCACACGAUGGUGGGCGCGUACAUGGCGCUGCUGCUGGGCAACAUGGCCGUGGCGGGCGCGCCGCACGCCGCCGCCGUGCGCGCGCUCGUGCCCUCCUACGCCGCGCUGCUGCCCACGCUCAAGAAGUACUACGCCUUCCUCUCGCUCACCGCCAGUGCGGAAGCAGCUAUAGUAGCGCACGUGAAAGCGACGCAACGCAUCAUCGAGUUCAUGGAGGCCAGCGACAAGGAGGCCGCGCAGCCCGCGGCCGCGCCAGCGCCCCCCGCCGCGCCCUACUACCCCGCGCCGCCCUGCGACGUGCCGCAGGACAUGUCGCUCAGCAACCUCAACUACAUCAACUACUCCUCCUCCGGCUCCGACCGCAUGUCCUCCUCAAUGGAACUCGACCCCUACCACUGAGGACGGCCCCGCUCGCUAUCAUCCCCCAAAACACCCGAAACAACCCACAUUGGGAAAUAUACGUGUUAUAUCGCUGUGUUUUGUGUGUGUUGAAAGUACUAUUUUUGGUGUUGUCGGUGAUCAAACUCCGAGUCGUGUUCGACAUAACGUUAGCAAUAAUAUUCUCACCGGAUCAUUUCGGAUCUUGAGUUAUGACUAAAUUAAGAUCCGUGCGAUUGGAUAUGUAAAUAUGAAAGUAAUCGUCUGUCGAGUCCCUGUAUAUUGUAAUCCCGCGUCACGACGGAGGAGCCGUCGCCGCUGGUACCGGACCACCCUCGCGACGUUGUCGGGCUGACCCCGGCUCGGUCACCUCCCAUCGUUUUGUAUCGAUACUUUUCCUUUCGUUGAAGUAUUGUUGUAAAUAUAAUCUGUUAAGAACUAAUUACAUAGUUUCGUUAAACAUGGAUAUGGGUUAUGAAUUCUUAAUUAAAUUGAGAUAUUCCGAGUUUAAGUCGCGAACUGGCAAUAUGAGAGUGCAAAAAUAGUCGAGUAAGUGUAAAAUAGAUAUGUAUUCAUUUAUAUGAAUAUUGUGUCUGCACUUUUUUGUACCAUACCGCUCCAGGGGAUUACAAAUUUAGCGUAUCGUUUUAAUGAGGCACAAUUCUUUACUGUAAAUACAUUUUAGCUAGUACGAAUAGUUGGUUCUUUGUUGAGUGAAAUAGGAGUAGUUGGGUUGGUGCGUGCGCGCGGAGGCCGCGCCGCGAUCAAAUUAUAUUUGUACGAGUAGGUGUGCGCCGGCGCCGGCCGGCCGCGUCAAUGUACAAACACUAACGUCGUUAGUUGAGAGAAUGAUUUAUGCAUUAGGAAAUAAAUAGGACAAUUUUAUGAUGUUGGAAUUUAAACCGAUAGUUGAUAGACGUAAGACAGCGAAUGAAUGAUAUUACUAAUUAUUUUAACACGUUUCGUGUUCUUGAAAUUUCUCAACCUGACUGAUUGUCCACUAGAGAAGAUUCGGAAUUUAAUUUUUGAUGGCUAGCUUAUAUUGACGUAUCGAAAGGCACAUGAACUACUUAAUGAACCUUGAUUUAUUUGGCGUUCAAAGACCUCCAGAAUCUGAGAUGAAAUGAAGUUAUUAUAUUGAUGGCUAAAUUGUUUUUAUUUAUUAGACAAACGAGAUUGUCUGUAGAUAGAUCAUUGCCACUAAAUGAAGUUUUUCCCCGCGCGUCCCGGCCGCCGCGGCGGUGGCCGCGCCUGCGCAGUGCGCCGCCGACAGCUGCCGUCAAUGCCGACAUUUUCUGACAGCUUUACUUAUUUUAUAAGAUUUUAUGUUGAACUAUACUAAUCAAGUGGCGGUCAUAAUUCGUAGAAUUGUUUAAGGACUGCGACAUUUUGGGAUUUUUGUAUUUUAUUUAAAAGACUAGGGAAUUCCUUCGUGUUUGUUGUACAGCUAUUGCGAUUCUUAUUGCCUAAAUUUAUAUUUACGUAAUUUAUUGAUCUAUGUAUGUAUAACUAAGUGUAGCCCUUAAAGUGCAUUUCGUUAUGAAAUUACACCUUUUUAUCACACCAGCGUUUUGAAUAUAGUAUGUUGUUUUAGACUAUCACGAGAGUUUGAUAUCUUGAGAAAUUAUUAUUGUAUAUGUAACGUGUAAUUAUGUUAUAAAGUAUUACGUGUAAUUAUUAAAAGAAGGACAAUUUAAAUACA
Messenger RNA from Pectinophora gossypiella (pink bollworm), 6080 nucleotides. RefSeq names its product protein wings apart-like (gene wapl). The transcript is spliced from 14 exons. The record is from RefSeq and is a predicted model, not a curated record. NCBI's taxonomy places the organism in Eukaryota, Metazoa, Arthropoda, Insecta, Lepidoptera, Gelechiidae. Bases 428 to 4399 code for a protein of 1323 amino acids. Gene Ontology annotation, biological process: regulation of chromosome condensation.